UUCGACAAUUCCACAUACAGCUUAGCUUCCGCCGGGGUACAAAGAAUCUGAAUUUUUUUAAUGGCAAACAUUCGUGAUAAUACAACUAAAAAAUCCGGACGUCCCGUUGUCAACGUAGCAAUACAUCCGAACUGUGUAACGCCUCCCGGUAGCAUCGGUACCACCUUCGAUGGCGAGCACAAAUCCAUCUUUUUCGACGAAAUCUCCCAAAUCAUGCGGGGCUACGGAGACUGUGAGAAACCGCUGCGCGAAUCGGUGAUACUGGUGGAAAAGAUCGUUCUGCAGCAGCUGCGUGGCAUCAUGCAGGAAGCCAUCGACCACGCAAUGUCCCGGCCAAAUUCGCCGACCCUUUCGAGACGUGAUUUCGAGUACAUCAUGCGCAAAAAUCAGAUCCGUGUGGCUCGGCUGCAAAAAUACUUCCGCGACAUGGCGAUGGUGAAAAAGCGCCUCAAGGAUAUCUGUGGCGGUCGGUACUCCCAUUUAAAUCUGGGCGGCAGUUCCGAAGCUUCGGAUGACGACUCCGACAGGGAAGUGCCGGAGAAGUAUGAUGAGGAGAAGGUGCGUCGACUGUUUCGCGCGGACCGAAUCGCUCAAAUUCUUACCGGCAAGCAGUACGAUGAGUAUAACUUAGCUCGCCGUACCUCGUUCAUGCACCGGAACGCUGAAGUAUUUAAAGGUAGGAUGCGAGCGUGGUUAAACAUUCCGGAAGAUGUCAACAUUACGCAAAGCUGCCUGCUAACGUUGGCUUACUUGGCGCAUGAAACCAUCGCGGUGCUGGUGGACUUAUGUAUCCUUACGAGGUUGGAUUCAGGCAACAGAAGCGUAGACCCUUACAGCCGUGUUACUUCUUCAGGCAAAUCUUACAACAUGCUUCAUGCCUGCCCCGAAGUGACACAAGGCAGAGGAAUGGAUGGCGUACGGGCAAUCACACCCCAGGAAAUAAACGAAGCAAUGAGAAGGCACCGGCAGAUGGCAACGCGGACGUCUGGUCGAUAUAGAAACGCUCUCAAUUUCAAACCCCCUUACCUUGCGAUGUAAACGUCGUCUUGUCAUUAAAUCUAGCGUCAAUAAGUACAAAAAGUGUGUUUGAUUAUAAAACAAUUAAUCACCGUCUA
Messenger RNA from Anopheles coustani, 1115 nucleotides. RefSeq lists its product as uncharacterized. The record is from RefSeq and is a predicted model, not a curated record. Gene Ontology annotation, biological process: transcription by RNA polymerase II. Gene Ontology annotation, molecular function: transcription coactivator activity; protein heterodimerization activity. NCBI's taxonomy places the organism in Eukaryota, Metazoa, Arthropoda, Insecta, Diptera, Culicidae. The transcript is spliced from 2 exons. Bases 61 to 1038 code for a protein of 325 amino acids.